This is a messenger RNA of Quercus robur (English oak), 3749 nucleotides long. Its product is annotated as exocyst complex component SEC5A-like. Bases 201 to 3515 code for a protein of 1104 amino acids. Lineage: Eukaryota; Viridiplantae; Streptophyta; Magnoliopsida; Fagales; Fagaceae. The transcript has 21 exons. Gene Ontology annotation, biological process: Golgi to plasma membrane transport; exocytosis. The record is from RefSeq and is a predicted model, not a curated record. Gene Ontology annotation, cellular component: exocyst.
GUUUUAACAUUGAAAUGUUAAUGGAAAACACCUCGGCUCGUUGAAUCGUUCAUCAUUUGAGAGAGCCACAUAUUGAGCCAAAGCUACACCAGCUUUAUAUUUUUGAAAUUGAUCUCUCGAUCUGUAGAAUUUAACCCUCUCUCUCUCUCUCUCUCUCUCUCUCUCUCCCAAAGCAAAAUCCCAAAAAGAAAGAAAGAAAAAUGUCGAGCGAUAGCGAUGAUCUCGACGAGGACGAGCUUCUCCAGAUGGCUUUGAAGGAACAAGCGCAACGAGAUCUCGAUUACACCAACACCAAUAGCAGCAACAACAACAAGAAGCCAAGGAAGCCGGUGGUGAAUUACGUGCAGCCUCCGCCGCAACAACCGCCGAAGAAGCCGGUGGCGGCGAAUGCUAAUUCUAGGGCGGGGGCGGCGCGGAGAUUAGUGGUGGAGGAGGACGAUGAUUCGGAAGUGGAGAUGCUUAGUAUAUCUAGCGGCGACGAUGACUCCUCCACUAAAGAUCAGCAUCCUCAUCGCGGAUCGGGAGCCGGCGGUCGCGGCUCCCUGGCUCGGUCUAGGGAUGACGAUGUCGCCGCCGUCACCUGGGACGGCGACGAGCCUUCUUUCUGGAAACACGUCGACGAGGCCGAGCUUUCUCGUAGGGUUCGGGAAAUGCGGGAGACAAGAACAGCACCUGUGGCUCAAAAAUUCGAGCGGAAAGCAUCAGUAGUUGUUAGAAAGGGGUUUACCUCUUUUCAGUCAUUCCCUCGUGGCAUGGAAUGUGUUGAUCCUCUAGGAUUUGGAAUAAUAGACAACAAAUCAUUAAAGCUGAUCACCGACACAUCAGAAAGCUCUCCAACAAAGUUGGAUAAAGAUCCUUUGGAUAGCAGCCUUCGAGAGAAGUUGAUGUAUUUCUCUGAGAAAUUUGAUGCAAAGCUGUUUCUAUCCCGAAUUCACCAAGAUACAACUGCAGCAGAUUUGGAGGGUGGUGCUCUUGCUUUGAAGACUGAUCUCAAAGGAAGGACUCAACAGAGAAAACAAUUGGUUAAAGACAAUUUUGACUGCUUUGUCUCAUGCAAAACCACAAUUGAUGAUAUUGAGUCAAAGUUGAAACGAAUAGAAGAAGAUCCUGAAGGUUCAGGGACUUCUCAUUUGUUUAAUUGCAUUCGAGGAGUAAGUUUGCAGGCCAAUCGUGCUUUUCAGCCUCUAUUUGAGAGACAGGAUCAAGCUGAGAAGAUCAGGUCUGUCCAAGGAAUGCUACAGAGGUUUCGGACAUUAUUCAACUUGCCAAGUACAAUUCGUGGGAGCAUUAGUAAGGGUGAAUAUGACUUGGCAGUAAGGGAAUACAAGAAGGCGAAGUCAAUUGCCCUGCCGUCUCAUGUGGGAAUACUAAAACGCGUUCUUGAAGAGGUUGAGAAAGUGAUGAAUGAGUUCAAAAGUAUGCUUUACAAAUCUAUGGAAGAUCCACAAAUAGACCUCACAAAUCUUGAAAAUACUGUAAGGCUUUUGUUGGAGCUGGAACCUGAGUCAGAUCCUGUAUGGCAUUAUUUAACUAUACAGAAUCACAGAAUUCGAGGUUUGCUUGAGAAGUGCACCUUAGAUCAUGAGGCAAACAUGGAAACAUUGCAUAAUGAGAUCCGUGAAAGAGCUGUUUCUGAUGCAAGGUGGAGGCAGAUUCAACAAGCCUUAAAUCAGUCUUCAGAUGUUGACAAUUCUAGUAAUCUUGGGAACACCAAUCUUCUAGUCGAUUCUCAGCCAGUAGAUUUUUCCGGUGAAGAAGUCGAUGCCCUUAGAGGAAGGUAUAUCCGCAGAUUAACUGCUGUACUUAUCCAUCACAUACCAGCCUUCUGGAAAGUAGCACUUUCUGUUUUCAGCGGGAAAUUUGCUAAGUCUUCCCAAGUUUCCACUGAAUCAAAUGCUAACACUUCAGCAAAUAAAACUGAGGAAAAAGUUGGAGACGGGAAGUACUCAAGUCAUUCUCUUGAUGAAAUUUCCGGAAUGAUACGAAGUACGAUCUCUGUAUAUGAAGUCAAAGUUGUUAAUACUUUUCGUGAUCUUGAAGAGACAAAUAUUCUGCGAUCAUACAUGAGUGAUGCUGUAAAGGAAAUAUCUAAAGCAUGCCAAGCUUUUGAUGUCAAGGAGUCAGCUCCUCCUACUGCUGUUAUGGCACUACGAACACUCCAUUCAGAGACUACCAAGAUUUACAUUCUAAGGCUUUGUUCAUGGAUGAGGGCAUCAACUGAAGAGAUAUCAAAAGAUGAAACAUGGGUCCCAGUAUCAAUUCUUGAAAGGAAUAAAUCUCCAUACACAAUUUCUUUCUUGCCUCUAGCAUUCCGUUCAAUUAUGGGCUCAGCAAUGGAUCAGAUCAAUUUGAUGAUUCAGUCUUUAAGGAGUGAGGCUGCAAAGUCGGAAGAUAUGUUUGUUCAACUUCAAGAAGUUCAAGAAUCUGUUAGACUUGCAUUUUUGAACUGUUUCUUGGAUUUUGCUGGUCACCUGGAGCGCAAUGGGAGUGAGGUUGUCCAAAACAAAUCAAGCAAAGAAAUCCCUCAUUUACAAGAUGGAUACUCCCAUGCAUUAGAAGAAAAACUAUCAUCUGAUAUACAUGGAGGUGUUGUUGAUCCACAUCAACAGUUGUUGGUAGUCUUGAGUAAUAUUGGAUAUUGCAAAGAUGAACUUUCUUAUGAGUUGUACAACAAAUACAAACACAUCUGGCUGCAGUCUAGGGACAAAGAUGAACAGGACAGUGACAUACAAGAUCUGGUGAUAUCUUUCUCUGGGCUUGAAGAGAAGGUCCUUUCUCAGUAUACUUUUGCAAAGGCAAAUUUGAUCAGAACAGCUGCCAUGAACUAUUUGCUGGAUUCUAGUGUUCACUGGGGAGCAGCACCUGCAGUCAAAGGUGUGCGUGACGCAGCUGUGGAGUUACUGCAUACUCUUGUAUCUGUUCAUGCAGAGGUUUUUGCUGGUGCUAAGCCCCUCUUGGACAAGACACUUGGCAUUCUUGUGGAAGGGCUGAUUGAUACAUUUCUCAGCCUUUUCCAUGAAAACAAAACCAAAGAUCUUAGGUCACUUGAUGCAAAUGGUUUCUGUCAGCUCAUGCUUGAGCUUGAAUAUUUCGAGACCGUAUUGAAUCCAUAUUUUACACCUGAUGCAAGGGAGUCACUGAAGUCUUUACAAGGGGUACUUUUGGAGAAAGCUACUGAGAACAUGACUGAGGCUGUGGAGAAUCCAGGGCACCAUCGCCGGCCAACUCGUGGGAGUGAAGAUGCACUUGCAGAUGAUAGACAGCUAGGGAUGACUGUGUCACCAGAUGACCUGAUUGCUCUUGCACAGCAGUAUAGCUCUGAGUUACUUCAGGCAGAGCUGGAGAGGACUCGUAUCAACACAGCAUGCUUUGUGGAGUCAAUUCCAUUAGACUCGGUGCCUGAAGCUGCAAAAUCUGCUUAUGCUUCUCUCAGAUCAAUAGAUUCUCCCAGCAAAAAUUACAGAGGCCCACAUGCUACAGGAUCACCAAGUUUCUCCAGACACAGGCGCCGAUGAAAUAUUUUGUAACCUCAGUCUUUUAUUUUAUAUUUUCCAUGUGCAUGUGUAAGUGUUGUAUUGUAGUUCACUCAAUUUAAUUGAAUGAAAUUCAUAUUCUUUCCAUUUGUAUUUACCACCUAAGUUUUGCCCUUUCACUUUUGGCAGACAGCACAACGCUUUUUGUAUGUUGUUUGUGCCAUAAUUUUGGCAUUUUUCAAGGUCAUUUCAAUAAAAAUGCUUUUAGUUUGAAUA